Messenger RNA from Lindgomyces ingoldianus, 297 nucleotides. RefSeq lists its product as uncharacterized. Lineage: Eukaryota; Fungi; Ascomycota; Dothideomycetes; Pleosporales; Lindgomycetaceae. Gene Ontology annotation, molecular function: DNA binding. The annotation marks the transcript as partial. The record is from RefSeq and is a predicted model, not a curated record. The transcript has a single exon.
GAGCAGUACGCUAACAAGGGCAGAGACACGCUGCUUAACAGCUACACUAAGGACAAGUUUAAGCGGCUCUGUAGCAAGCUGUGGACACAUAGCGUAGACGCGAGCUUGUCCUUAGCAACAGUAGAGUGUCACUUCUGUACGCUAGUUAAUCUUAUGCUGGGCCACUACAUGCUUACGCGCGGAGGCAACUGCUGUUCUGCAGAGAUCUUAGACCUGUUCACCUUUAAGUUUAAAGGGGAGGGCCCUACGCGCUGCAUGCCCCUAAUAUUCACUACCUGCGUAAGUAAGCAGAACUAG